GGGAAAUAAAUGGCGUUCAAACGUGGAGACUGGAGCAGUGACAUAGUACAGCCCGUAAACAUUCGAUGGAGUAGAGUGAAUUUGUGGGGCUGUCAUCCGUAGCAUAUCCAGAGGAGAAAGAAAAAAGACACGGAGCCAGAAUCGGGCCCCGACCAGAGUCGCGGAUAUCUUCAACAACCGUUGCUUUUUGUUUUGUUUGUUGUUGUUGGUUGUUUUUUUUUUGCGACGCCGGCGGAUUGACAUGCUCUCAAGAAACACUGAGGGCAAGUAAGAGUUAUUGCAUGUAAACUCACCGGCCUUAGCAAGUCGGCAAAUCACUUUAUGCAUCGGGUUUAGGAUUUAGCUGGAUAGUGCGCCUGACGUGCGGAGAGCAUGGGACUGUGGUGUAGAUUUGGCCAGAGGCGAGCUAGCGUCAGUUAGCACCGACCAGCUAGCUAGCGCCAAUGGUGAUCAACUUUGCUCGCCAACUAUCCAGUUAGCCACCUAGCUUCGUCAGUAGCUAGCUUUGAGUGUUGGGCCCGGUAUUUUAUUGCCCGGCAAGCAGUGUUAUUGUUUUGUUUUUGUUUUGUUUUUUUAUUCAUAUUGCUUCGCGUUUGCCGUUCGCCAUUUAGAUCAUUGGCCUGUUUGUAUAAACGGUAAAUGUGGUCGCAACGGGGGACAUUAUAGCAGCAGCUUAGCCGUUCCUUUAGCUUGCUAUCUUAGCCUGCUUCGCCCAAAUGAAGGAGUACAAAGUUGUGGUGUUGGGAAGCGGCGGCGUCGGCAAGUCCGCGUUGACUGUCCAAUUUGUCACGGGUACCUUCAUUGAGAAAUACGACCCCACCAUCGAGGACUUUUACAGGAAAGAGAUUGAGGUGGACUCGUCGCCCUCCGUGCUGGAGAUUCUCGACACUGCAGGGACAGAACAGUUCGCCUCCAUGAGAGACCUUUACAUUAAGAAUGGACAGGGGUUCAUCCUCGUCUACAGCCUCGUCAACCAGCAGUCUUUUCAGGAUAUCAGACCAAUGCGAGACCAGAUAGUGCGAGUGAAGCGCUUUGAGAAGGUACCAUUGAUCCUGGUUGGGAACAAAGUUGACCUGGAGUCUGAGCGCGAGGUAGCUGGAUCCGAUGGUCGUGCUUUGGCCCAGGAGUGGGGCUGCCCUUUCAUUGAAACCUCUGCUAAGAGCAAGACAAUGGUGGAUGAACUGUUUGCAGAGAUAGUGCGACAGAUGAACUAUUCUACACUACCAGAAAAGCAGGAACAGUGUUGCACAGCCUGUGUGAUACAGUGAAGAAUUGAUGCAUCAUUUGCUGGGAUCACUGCAACCAUUUCCUGUUUUGAUGACCCAAGAGCCUGGGGACAACUUAAGUGCAGCCCCAAUGUUAACAUACUGCAGCUGUCAGUGUUUCCAUUCAAAGGAUUGUUUAAGACGGUCUGCCAUAAACCAUCUCAAAGGAGAGGAGUCUGGCAGGUUUAUGCUAUUUUUUGAUAUGUUCAUUGUAGAGCAAAUUCUGCGGCAAACUCAAUGGCCUUUUCUGUGACCAAGGAUGGAGCUGCUCUGCAAAGUGUAGAAGACAGAGAGGUGGGAAGGGUUAGAAUUGCCAUCUGUGAUUUUUUUUCUUUUUUUUUGAGUAGGAAAUAUUGCUUAAGAAAUAAAGCAGGAGUACUUUGGGGGCUGCAGCUUCCUUUAAAAGCUGCUAAUCAUUUAACCUUAAUACUCAUUUUCAUUUAUAUCAUGUCACAAGUUUGGAAUAUCAUUUUAUGUCAGUAUUACACAAUGAUGGAACAGCUUUGCUUUUAAGCAUACAUACUUCCCUGAUCUCAUCAAGAAUCAACCACAAACACUUGUGGCCACAGUUAUAUAGUCAUUACCGCUCACUUGCUUUGAUUUUAAGAACCUUGUCUAAAAAUUUAACCCCCGACACAUUUUUAACUUUGCCAAUGUAAGCCCUAAUGCUUUGGGCGUGUGUGUGUGUGUGUGUGUGUAUGUAUGUAUGUGUGCGUGCGUGCAAACGCGCAUGUGUGUGUGUAUAUUUUAGGCAUUUAAGUGGCACUCUUAUUUUCAGCAACUUAACAGUCAAUCAAUACAAUCAUUCUGUCCACUAGGUGCCCUCUUGCCCUGAGUCAUACUAUUCAAGGAGUUAUUUUGACUUAUCUAGUACAGCCAAGCACAUAUGGAGGUAUGCAUGCUGAAACCCAAAAAUGCUCUACUGAACUUACUUGAAGUGGCACAGAAGAGCUAAUUUACCCUUUUGGCCUGAAUUAUGACAAACCAGGGGAAACACGAUUGCUGUGCUCUAUUUACAAGGCCUAGAUCCUUUGUGUGCAGGUAUUACAUUUUCGGUAAACUUGAAUGGUCAAAGUGGUGAAUGUGCCUCAAAGUAUGAGAUGACUUUGGAAUUGCUGAAGGAGCUUAGGGUGCAGACCUGCAUUUGGCUUUAUGAGGGCUGUUAAAAAAAAAAAUCCAGCGGAUGCCGACUCUCAUUACUAAGUACAUCCUUAUCCAACUGCUAUGUGUUUUUAACAAAAUUUUGGUCCUGUUCAACAAAUCUAACAUUGUAUUUUCUGUUUGGGAUUUUUUUUCAUAUAACCUAUUUAUUAAAAACUAAUGACAUGGAUAGACAAUUUUAAACAUUUAAUUUUUUUUACUAGCUUUUUUUGCAUUUGUGACUUUUUGAGAUACAGUAUAUUGUUGUUGAAAGUGAGACUUUAACAGAGCCUUAAAUAAUUUCUGUUUCACCCUGGCCUCUUUGUGAUUCUUUCCUUCCCUGAGACAAAUGCCUUUCCACGUUUCUCUCCAUUUUCAUCUAAGAACAAAUUUAAGGUUAAUAUGGUCAAGUGUAAACCUAGCCUACUGAAAUUCAGUGGGGUAGAUAUCAGCAGAGAAGACCAAAUACUGAUCAAGAUAUUGUACAUCUACUAAAGUCCUUGAUACAGUGAAUUAUUUAACUAAACAUUUCUAACCAGUCCUUUCGCGAUAGGAAUACACAGCAUUGGUCAUGGAAUAACAUCUUUCAUUUUAAAGCCAUAUAUUUGGCCAUAAAAUGCACUGAUCAUGUUGACAUUCUUUUUUACUCUAGCAACUGUCUUUAAAAUUGGACAUAACUGUUAAUUCAAUGUCUCAAAAACGGUUGUCACCAUUUGUCUUGUCUAUCCUGCUCAUUGAACUAGUCUUACCUAACUAGCCUCCGCUUUCCUCACCCUCCCCUCAUGCCAGCAGGCCUUUUUUUUUAUUAUUCACCUUUUUAGGAUGGCAUAGGGGUUGAGAUUUGGCACAGACAUGUAUUUUUCCUGCUGCAUCCCUUGGAAUUUUGGGAAUAACCCAGCAAAGCUGUUUAAACAUUUUCUUUAUAAUGUUACAUUUUCACUUUUCUUACAUCAGGAGAUUGUAUAUGGACCUGCUUUCAUAAAAGUUAAAUAUUAAAAACAGUUU
Molecule: messenger RNA, 3410 nt
Organism: Lampris incognitus (smalleye Pacific opah)
Lineage: Eukaryota; Metazoa; Chordata; Actinopteri; Lampriformes; Lampridae
Gene: rap2c
Product: RAP2C, member of RAS oncogene family
Exons: 3
Coding region: 717-1268 (183 amino acids)
Biological process (GO): negative regulation of cell migration; Rap protein signal transduction
Cellular component (GO): plasma membrane
Molecular function (GO): GTPase activity; GDP binding; GTP binding
Source: RefSeq, a predicted model, not a curated record